This is a messenger RNA of Strigops habroptila (Kakapo), 4449 nucleotides long. It is a transcript of the gene RGS5, whose product is annotated as regulator of G protein signaling 5. The coding region runs from base 74 to 619 and encodes 181 amino acids. Lineage: Eukaryota; Metazoa; Chordata; Aves; Psittaciformes; Psittacidae. The record is from RefSeq and is a predicted model, not a curated record. The transcript has 5 exons.
AGACUGAGCCACUGCCUGCUUUAGACAUCGUUCACACUCUUCUCCUGGCUGAGGAAAACUACAGCCUACCAAGAUGUGCAAAGGACUAGCAACGCUGCCCCACACGUGCCUGGAGAGAGCCAAGGAGAUCAAGACCAAGCUGGGCACACUGCUCCAGAAGCCCGAUUCGGCUAUUGACUUCAUCAUCCCCUACGCAGAGAAGCCAGAGAAGCCUCCCAAGGCCCAGAAGCCAACACUGGAGGAGGCUCUGCAGUGGCGUGAUUCCCUGGAGAAGCUCCUGCAAAACCCCUAUGGGCUUUCCAGCUUCCACAGCUUCCUGCGCUCCGAGUUCAGUGAGGAGAACGUCGAGUUCUGGGUGGCCUGUGAGGACUACAAGAAAACCAAGUCCCCUGUGAAGAUGGCGGAGAAGGCCAAAAAGAUCUAUGAGGGGUUCAUUCAGACUGAGGCACCCAAAGAGGUAAACAUCGACCACUUCACCAAGGCUGUGACCAUGAAGAACCUGGUGGAGCCAUCACCAAGCAGCUUUGACAUGGCCCAGAAGAGAAUCUUUGCUCUGAUGGAGAAAGACUCCCUACCCAGAUUUGUGCGGUCGGAGUUUUAUCAAGAGUUAAUCAAGUAGCAACGUGGUAGGGCUGUGCGAGGCGUUCCCUGCAGGUGGCCCCACUGCUUCUGUCUAAACACCUGCCCCUUCUCCUGCAGCUGCUUUACUUUCUUGAUACCACCCUAGAAGAGCAUCCAGGAGCAUUGCUAAACAUAUUCCCCUGUGCUUUGGACUGUCAGAUGUCCUGAUGUUUCCUCUCUUACGGUCUCUUUCCUCUCCCAUGAAAGACCAAUUAGCAGAAACCCUGGUGAUUGUCCCUGGGUUUGGGACCCAGAAGGGCAGGAGCAGCAGCAGCCCUGCAGUGACCAGGAGCUACUCGUGCAGCCAGCAUGUCCCUGGCACUGUGUGUCUUGGCUUUAGUCGGAGGCUCAAAGGUGCUGGCUCUGCCUUCUCUAGGACAUCUUAGGACAUGACAACUUUUAUUCCAGUUUUGCCUGUAUUGCUGGUCUGGCCCAGGCUUGCUCCCUCCUCCCAGCUUCCCAGGGUGUUGCUGUGACUGCACAGCUGCCCUCCCUGGCUAAGUCCUGUAGUCCUGGGGUGCAGGCUGGGGCAUGUCCAUCAUGGGACUGGCAUCAGCUGGUCUUCAGAAAGCAGCCCAUCAGCGGGAACAGUGACGGCCGUACAGCAGGGACUCUGGGAUGGCAGGAAUGGCAGGGACAGCGGGAUGGCAGGGAUGGCAGGAUGGCAGGGAUGGCAGGAUGGCAGGGACAGCUGAGCCAGGAGAUGCACGGCCAUGUACUGCAGGGUGCACUGGGCUGGCACGAGGGGUGGCAGAGUGAGCCUGCAUCACCACUUCCCCUGUGACUCCUCUUGGAGUCGGCUGUAAGGCAGCCUGUUUGCUUCACGCUAAAGACAGUGAAGAGGAUAAAACGAGAUCUGCUUGUUCAAAACACCGGGACUGUUUAGCAACCCAGACCUCCUGCUCGCUCCAACCACUUGCAUGAUGUACUGAACUCAUAGCCUGCAGCCUGUGCCCGUGUCCCCAGUGCCCGUGCACAGCCCUCCGCAGGACUGCAGCUUCGGAUGUUGCUGCAGUGGUUUCUUGCUCCCGCUAGUUCUCUCUGCAGUAGGCAUGCCAAAGUGAUACUUCUGCACAAGCCCAAUUGAGGGGCAUCAAUUAGAGGAGGAAGGAAGAUCAUGUUGGGCCUAAAAAAGCUGCAAUUGCAACUGUUCAGAUCCAAUUAAAAAACCAAACCAAACCCCCAAAACAAACCCAAACACAAAACCAUCAUUGGAAAUAUGAAAAAUAAACCCCUGGCUUCUUGAACAGAUGGCAAACUCUGCUGAGCUUGCGUAGCCUGCAUCUCUCUCUUCUGUCUCCUCCAAUCUGCCCAGGACAUGUGUUUCUAUAAGGCUGCCUCUUAAAAAAACCAGCUCUUUUUGAAUGAUUCAAAGUCAGCCCACUAUUCACCACCAGAAGAAAUCACAUUUGAGGAUAGGACAAGGGCAUACAUGAAAGGCAACUGGGGUCUCAUUUCAGCCUCGAAGUGAAUGUGAUGAACCCCUGGGGUCCUGGGCAUUUCAUCCCUGCGAUGGUUUCCCGGUGCAGCAUCUGCAAGGCCGUGGCUUGAAAUGAGCUGCUUCAGCUGGCAACCCGACACAUGCCAGCGAAAUAACAAGCGCCCGUGCUCCCAGAAGGCAUCCCAGACCAGCCACCCCCUCAGGCUGCUCAACCUCAACUGCAGGUCAUGAGACUGUGUGAAAUGCAGUAACAUAAACAACGGGUUUGCCAGCCUCUCCUAGACUUUCAAAAUCUGAUCAAAACCCCACCAGCCCCAAAUAUUUACACGAUGUCACUAUGGUGAUGAAGAAAAAUACAUCCCGAACUGCAGGAAGUGGGCUGUGUGUUCCAGGCAGCGAUGGGGAGGCAGGAGAAGGAUGGAGGUCAUGACAAACGUGACAUUUUCUAACUCUGCAGCAAAUGGCCUGGGAAAGUCAGUGCUGGAACUGCAGAGGGUGAUGCUCGCAGGGCAUUCCUCUGGGGUGAGCGCAGGGGGUGGCUUGGGUGGCCCAAAGAGCCCACAGGAACCCCAAGCAACGGGAGGGAUCCAUCAAGAGGGCGCAGGAUCCCUCAGCAGUGCUCACUGCCCAGAGCUGGUGGGCAGCAAGGGGGAGGCAGGAGCAGGGCUGGGCGCAGGCUGGGGACUUGGCCAGCCCUUCUGCUGCAGGGUGCUCCCACCGCCUCCACCCAUGCGCACUCCCUGUAGCCUCCUAACGUCUCUAUGGACUGGUGUCAAUACGAGCAGGUUCAGCAUGUUCAAGCUCCCUAUUUACAGCAUGACUCAUGGAAAUGCAAAUCCAAACAGGCUUCCCUGCAUCAAGACCUAGAUCAUUCAUUUUCACUUAAUCCUCUGGCAGCUAUUUCCAGAUACCCUCACACGUUUCACAGUUAAAUGCCAACGCCAAUGCCAUAGAGGGUAGGAUGCUGCUGGAGGCUGGCUUGCUGCAUGCCAUCAAAACCUGAGAUGUGACUAGCUGCAACAGCGAUGUGUGGGGCAGGGAGAAGGUGUCUGGGUAUGUUUUGCCGAAAAGAAAGGUGGAGGCUGGAUUCGGGAGAGAUGAAACAGCUCUAUUGGAAAUCCCUACCCAGCUUGAUAUCUUUGAUUUCUGCUAUAAUGCUGGAAGCCUCCUUUAGUGGGUGAUUGAACAGGUGACAGUGAUCUACCAGGUGGCCAUAAAGUGUGGCCCCUGAAGCAUUUUGGAGCUCUUGGGAAGUUGUGUUUGUGUAGAAGGGUCAUUUGGCUAAUUACUCAAGCAGGCCCACCCCAGAAAGGCAGCAAUACCUGUACCUAUGCCAUAGCAGAGCGUUCCACAGGCCCAGAGGUAUUUACUGUUGGGCUGAUCCCAACCAUCAUAUAUCUUCAUAUAUUUUAUUAUUCUUGGUCUCAUGAUACUUGGUGUAUGUAUGAGCACUAUACACACAACAUUGUACAUCUGUAUCCAUAUACUCAUAUAUAAGUAUACACACACAUAUAUACAUACUCCUAACGUGGGCAUCUGUAUCCCCAGCGAGUCAGAGAGCCGAAAAGCAGAGUUUCUGUUUGUUAUGCUUGUGGUCUGUCAGAGAGACGAGCAUGUGUGGGUUUAGCACAGUCCCAGACUCCAUGCAGGGAAACACUGACCAUCCACCUGAAGUGAACGCGAAGGUGCAUCUUCCAAAACGUCCUCUGGAAUCACCCCGUGCUGUGGCUGCUGGGUGCACCCUGGCAACCAACCUGGCGCAGGAGGUAGGUCUUGUGCUCUCAGAGGGACCUCAACCCUUGCCAUGGGGCAAGGCAACCCCAUGCUGCAGCGGGGUCUCUGGGCAUCAGCCACUGCCUCAGUGCCUCCUCAGUCCCUGCUUCCCACCACAGGGACAUGUGGAGGAGGGCUCCCUGCAGCCACAUCCCUCGGAAUAAUGCUGGGGGAUUGUUUGCUGUGUGUUUUUUGGUUGCUUCAGUGACCCGGACCCUCACAACCCGCCAGCCAUGGUGUGAUGCACCCAGGUCUCCCCCCACAUAGUGAUUGAGGGCUUUGCCGGUGUUGCCUGGUCCCAGCCUCAGGGACUGCCCACGGGUGGCUGAGGAUGUCCCAAGGCUCGCCCAAGCUCCCCACAUUCCUUGAUCACUUCUUGGAGAGUGCUGAGCGCUGUGAUCAAGGGCUGGAAUAAGGUCAGGAAGGGCAAUUGGCUUCUGACACUCAUAAACAGCAGGUUUUCAGGCUGAUGUUGUCCGUGUGCUUUCCACUAGAGAUCUUCACAUGGGGAAGACAUGAGGCAUUGGUGUGCACUGAGGAACUGGUUGUGUUAACCCAUGUUCUUGUACUACUCAGUAAUCCACUCAUAAACAUGUUAUUUCUGCUACUCUCUC